Messenger RNA from Notothenia coriiceps (black rockcod), 5606 nucleotides. RefSeq names its product MCF.2 cell line derived transforming sequence a (gene mcf2a). Gene Ontology annotation, biological process: dendrite development; intracellular signal transduction. The record is from RefSeq and is a predicted model, not a curated record. Gene Ontology annotation, molecular function: guanyl-nucleotide exchange factor activity; protein binding. Lineage: Eukaryota; Metazoa; Chordata; Actinopteri; Perciformes; Nototheniidae. Gene Ontology annotation, cellular component: cytoplasm. Bases 354 to 3695 code for a protein of 1113 amino acids. The transcript has 30 exons.
UGAAGUAGCUGCUGCUAAAACAGGACAGUCAGCCGGCACUAGUUUGUAUGUGUAGGAAAAUAUCUAGUCUAGACAACAACAGGACUAAAAACCCUCUUAAGUCUUCCGUCACUGUGAAGUGUGGAGUCACUCUAUGCGGCUCAAGGUCAGGAAGAUCCUCAGGGAACUGUUCCGUCUGGAUCCUGGGACCCGCAGAGGCAGGUGGGCAUAAGUUUCCUUGUGGCAGCUCCCAGAUUGGAUCAUUGGGACACUAUGCAGGGCUGCAGGACUCUAUGGAGGAUGUGAGGCCUGGAUAAUACCUCCCACCACAGCCUCAGUUCUCUCAGCCUGAUCCAGGGUCGGACACGGAGGGAAUGGGCCCAGCUUCACUGCAGGAGGAGAGAGAGGAGGAGAAAGAGUCCAAGAGGGAGAUGGAGAGCUACCGCUGCCUUCUGCAGGCCGGCUCUCAGCUAGAGAGCACUCUGCAGCAGGUGACUGUCCCUCUAAGCUUGAAGGAGGUGGGAGGCUACAUAGAGAAACAGGUGGCAUACUUGUCAGGGGGCCGUGGGGAAGACUCCAGCGUCAUCAUCACCCUCCCAGAGAGCUCGGCUUUUAGUGACAUUCCAGAGGGAGCUUUAGUCAAAGUCUUUACGUAUCUCACUCUCAUCCCUCGAACGAGGCAACCCGGAGUCAAAUUUAUCAUCAUUUUAGACCGGAGACUGGAUACAUGGGCCUCUAUCAAAACUGCACUUGCCAGGAUAGCAGCCUCGUUUCCUGGGAACCUCCACCUGGUCUUGGUGCUCCGACCCACCAGCUUCUUCCACCGCACUGUUACAGAUAUUGGCUUUCGCUUCAGCCAAGAGGACUUCAUGCUCAAGAUGCCAGUGGUGAUGCUGAGCUCUGUCACAGACCUGCUGCACUACAUCGAUGAGAACCAGCUGACUUCAGAGUUCGGAGGCACUUUGGACUAUUGUCAUAGUGACUGGAUUGUUUUACGAACAGGCAUUGAAAGUUUUGCCGUCACAGUUAAAGACAUUGCACAGAUGCUGCAGAGCUUUGGCACUGAGCUGGCGGAGACGGAGCUGUGUGAUAAUGGGAAGGCCAUUGAGUAUCUCCUUGAGUCUCAUACUGAAAAGUACAGGAAACUCAAGGAUGCAAUCAGGUCAGUUUCAAAGGAAGGGCGUCAUCUUCUUGCAAGCCUUGAGACCUCCGGAAAAGAAGAUGACUCCCAGUGGGAUGUGAAAAUGGACUGGGAGACAGUACAGAGGCUUCUUGCCCAGCUCAGAGACAUGGAGUCAGCCUUUGAUGGCUUCUUUGAGAAGCAUCAUCUGAAACUCCAUCAGUACAUGCAGUUGCUCAGAUAUGAACAAAGCUUUCAGGAGAUGGAGUUGUGUCUGGAGCAUCUAACAGGGCAGGAGAAGGAGCUGUCCAUAGCUGUGGACACUCUGGCUCAAACAGAACAGGCUCUCAAAAGUUUGGACAGUUUGGUAUCAAAUGCACAGGAGGUGAUGUCUCGAGCUCAGAUCAUCAUCCUUCAUGGACACCAGCUCUCCGCCAGUCACCACUAUGCCAUGGCUCUUAUUAUGCAGCGCUGCAACGAGCUCCGCCACUACUGUGAUACACUAAAUGCUGCUCUCAAAACCAAACACACUCAUCUUCUGCAAACACACCAGCUGCUGCUUUGUCUUGGACAGGCCCAAACCUGGUGCGAUGAUGGAGCAUAUCUGUUGGCCAAUCAGCUGGUGGAAAAGUACCAGUCUAAGAUGGGGGCCCAGGCUGCUCUGAGGGACAUUGAGAGGUUCCUGGAGGGGGCGCCGUCUAUGCUGAGCUCAGGACCGGACGUCCUGACCAUCGAGUACGAGGCUGUCAUCAUGCCUCAGCUGCAGGCUCAGAUAGGGAAAACGUUUGAGAAGCAUGCAGCCGUGCAGCUGAUGAUUCAGAGUCGACAGGCCUGUCUAAGGAAGCUCGCUGAUAAACAUGUGCGACCGAUCCAACUGGUUGCCCCCCGCCCCGAAAACCCACCACGCUCCAAGUCCCCCCUCUUCUCCCCCAAACAUGGUGAUGGUUUGAAGUUCACAUUCGACCUCUCUCUGCCAGGGAAGAGAGCAUCCCGGAAGAGCCCCAACUCAAGAAAAAUUGAGGUGAUCCACGACUACCAGGAGAGCCGGAGUUGCGUGUCGUACUUCCUGGAUGGAGAGGACAGCCCAGAUCUCUUGAAGCGUCAUGUGAUGCGGGAACUCAUAGAGACGGAAAGAAUCUAUGUGGAAGAGCUGCUGUCAAUUCUGCUGGGUUACAGAGCUGAGAUGGACAACCCAGCUCUGUCAGGGCUUCUGCCCCCCAUCCUGCGCAGCAAGAGAGACAUCCUCUUUGGAAACAUGCCUGAGAUCUACAAUUUUCACAGUAGGGUUUUCCUUCAGGACCUGGAAGGAUGCCUGGAAGCUCCUGAAAGUGUAGGAGCAUGUUUUCUUGCGCGGAAAGAAAGUUUUGAAAUGUAUGAAUGCUACUGUCAGAAUAAGCCACGCUCUGAGGCACUGUGGGGACAAUUCUCAGACUGUGUCUUCUUUCAGGAUUGUCAGAAAAAGCUGGAGCACAAACUGGGUCUGGAUUCAUACCUGUUGAAACCAAUCCAACGCCUCACCAAAUACCAGCUGCUGCUUAAGGAGCUUCUAAAGUACAGCCCAGAUUGUGAGGGGACUUCAGAGCUGCAGGGGGCGUUGACAGCAAUGCUGGACCUGCUCAAAUCAGUCAAUGACUCCAUGCACCAGAUAGCCAUCACAGGAUAUGAGGGUGAUAUUUGCGAGCUGGGCCGGGUGUUGAUGCAGGGUUCCUUCAGCGUGUGGAUCAGUCAUAAGAAAGGACCCACUCGCAUGAAGGAGCUGACUCGCUUCAAGCCCAUGCAGAGACACCUCUUCCUGUACGAGAGAGCUCUGCUCUUCUGCAAGCGGAGGGAGGAGCACGGAGACGGCUGUGACAAGACGCCCUCAUACAGCUUCAAGCACUGUCUGAAGAUGACUGCUGUGGGGAUCACAGAGAACGUCAAGGGAGAUGUGAAGAAGUUUGAGAUCUGGUAUAGUGGCAGGGAGGAAGUGUAUGUGGUUCAGGCUCCUACAUUGGAAGUGAAGAUGGCCUGGCUCAAUGAGCUUCGCAGAAUCCUGACCAGCCAGCAAAAGCUGCUUAGAGAUGAAGCAUAUCAACACAGCCAAAUGGUUGGACACAUGCAGCUUUCUCCCUCCCUCUCUGAGAGCAAGCAGCAGAGGGCGUCAGUGAGCUCAGAGGAAACAGAGUCAGGGAGGAGCAGUCCAGACCCCCAGCCUCACUCCCCUAAACACCAGCACAACCGCAAGAGUUGGCCCGGAGCUCACAACUCGGUAGACAUCUGCGAGGGUCUGCAGGAGUGGUCUGGAGGUCAGGACGCCUUCCAACCAUCUGACACAGAGGAGGAGGCUUUGGUGCAACUGUCUCCAGGCAGAUACAUGGCUCUGGGUGACUGUCUACAAAAUGGGCCAGACAGCAUCACCAUCAAAUGUGGAGACAUCAUUCAACUGCAGUGUGAAGACAACAAGGGGCGCUGGCUGGUGAAGAACCUGAGUCAGCGUAGAGACGGCUUCAUAGCAGCUACCAGCCUGCAGCUGAUCCUAAUAGACAGCAGCCGAGGACACUCCUCCAGACUCGGAGACCCCAUGAACCUGAAGGCCAGAAAGCUCAGCUCCCCGUAGCGAAGAAAACACAGGAAAUGUAUUUGAAUAUUUACCUGUGGACGAUGAACAGAAGGAACAUGUUGAGCCAUAGCUGUCCGACCACUGAUCCGCCACCCACUCCUCGCUCCCCGGUGACGUCUGCUUUCUCCAGCACAGUUCAAUCAUUAAAGAGAAAAAAGACCUGAUUUUCUUCCAGGUUACGAUUGACAAUCUACUGGGACGUUGUUUUCUGAUGGUGAAGAUGUGCUGUGGCACCAGUGCAAAGGCUCAGAAACUGCUUUCCUCUUUUGGACAAUCAACAGACGAUUUGUGGAUCCUGAAUUGUCUUCCUCUUUUUCAUCUGCAACACACAUAAAAGUCAGGAUGGAAGGUUGAUGCCGUAGCACUUUGUCAUUUCACAACCCUUUUCCAGCUACUAUUGGAGGUUCUCGUAUCUCCGUGUGUGUUCCCUGUUUGUCUCAGAAUGUGCUGGAUGUAUGUUAGUCCAGUAUUUGCCUGAACAUUUCUUACAGCAAAUAUUUUUGUAUAUAGACAGUAUCAUUUUUAACAUGUAUUGUACCUCAGUGUCUCAUCUUUGUGUAGUGAGUUGUCCAUUGAAUGACUUCAUUGUAGUUUUCUUACAUUUCAUCUGUCAAGGCACCACUCUUCUGUACAGUCUAGGAGUUAGAUUGCCAAAAUGUGCCAUGCCAUAAUGCCUUUUGUAUUCCUGCUCUUUUAGAGUCUCUUAUGUACUGGUUUGCAAAAUCAAAUACUGCAAUCGCUUUAACCCGACCUCACAAAUAUUCAACUGGCACUUUAAUAAGGUGGACGGAAAGGAGAGACAGAAAAUCCACCAACUGUCUAACGAAUGUGUGCUUUUCUUUGCCUCUUUCACUGUGUAUCGUCUCUUACUCAUGCUGUUAUUUCCUUUAUUUAUUCCUGACUGUAUGAUGUGUUAGGGAGUCGGGGGAGAAAUACCCCCUGCAUGCAGGCAGCAGUUGACAUGUCAGUGGCUGUAAUGUAAGACACAAGCAGACAUGAUGAUGAUUGACGGCAAUGUAUUCCUCAGUGUGUGCUGUGAGCGCAGAGUAGACCAAAAAGAGAGAGAGAGAUUGUGCUGCGAGUGCCCCUCCAUCACAGAGGCAGAUUGUUUCCUCCUGCCCAUUACAGCUCGGUUAAUCUCGGGUUCCCCAUUAAAAGGGAUCAUACAGCCAACAUGAAAUAUAGCCUGUGUGUCGAACGCUUAAUUAAAUAUUGAUUGCAGACUUAUAUGAAUUUACCACAUCAAAUCGAGGCCCCAGUCAGAGGGCUGCCUUUGAUUUGUUUUGUUUGAUAUGGAAAUGAGUCUGAAAGCAGCAGGGGCUGCCGCACACUACACAUUUCCUAUGUUGUUAAUUUAUUUAUUUAGCUGUCAUGUUGUUCCUUCAUAUUGUGAGGUAUAUAUGCGCUGACGAAUGAAAUAACAUCUCCAUAUAUUUACAGGAGUUACGCUUGACUACACAUCAAAACCCCAUUUUCAUUUGUUUAGCUUUUACAAAUUCAGUUAUUGUUCUUUUUGGAAAUUGAAUCCAAUAUGCUGCAGAUUUUGCACAGAUUCCAGGUUGGAAAACAAAAGAAAAACCUGCUUGAGACAUUAUGUAUCCUGAUGAGCCUGAGAUUGUUGCUGAAUGUUCCUUUAAAAUGAAAAUGCAUGGCAACCGAACAAUGAGCAGGUUUCUUUUGUUGGACUCACUGUUCUAAACGGCUUGUUUUUUGAACAGCUUCAGUACUGUAAAAGAUAAUCAAAAAUCAAUUAUAUUAUGCAAUAAUUGUUUUGGUGAUAAUAAUUCAACACUUGUUUUAACAAAGUGAUAUGUUUGGCUUAAACCUAAGGCUGCUCUUUUUCAUAUUAUGUCUGUAUUCUUGUUUUAAUGUAAGCCAACUUGUAUGAUAAAACUGUGCAGACUUUUA